GUUCCGCAAAUAUUUCCCACAUUUUAAAGAUGGCGGACGUAUCUUUAGAUGAUUACAUUCAGAAAAAGAACUUUACUGUUAAAAUUAGGAAUACUGGAAAUGAAAGCAGAGCAGGCAAAAGUUUUGUAAAAGGAAAAGUUAAAUUCCAAAAACAGACAAAUCGGUCUCCAAGGACAAACAGAGCAACAUUUAGGAGUCCGAAAAAUGUUAUGAUGCAAAAGCAGAGGAAUGGGCGUUUGUCUCUGCAAACUAAAAAAAACAACAUUAUGUCAUUACAAACUCGUAAAAAUAAAGGAUUACAGGAUAAAUCCAAUAUCAAACCCAUUUCUGUGUCGUUUCAAAAUAAAAAUCUUUCGGUUUUUAAUAAGACAGCUUUUGAUGCAAGAGACAAAAUAGCUGCUGCUAAACGUCCAAAUGAUGCACGUGACAAACUAGCAGCCAAAGCUAAAUUAUCUGAUGCUAGAAUGAAAAUUCAACAAAACAAAAAUAAACAGAACAAUAACCGUGAUAACAGUGGAAAAGUGAUUAUAACAGGACUUGGUAAAACAUUUAAAACAAUCAAUACUGAAGUCAAAACAAGUCCAGACUUUACUAGAACAAUCAAUUCUGGAGGCAAGACAAAUACUGGCUUUACCAGAACUAUUGGAAAUCAAGGUAAUUCUUCUGGAGGUGUACAAAUGUCUGGUAAUUCCAUGACAAUAACAAGAAACAUUUGUAAUGCUCCAUCUCAGAUAAAUACUGGUCAUGCUGGAAAUCAUAAUAAUGGAUCUACAAAUUUCAAAAUAACAAGAACACUUGGAGGUCAGGGAUCUCGACAAGGUGUCCAGAUGUCUGGUAAUGCCAUGACCAUUACAAGAAAUAUUGACAACACACAAUCUCAAAUAACCAGUGGAAGAGGUCAGGUUUUUAAAGUCCAAAAUGAGGAAUACGAAACCUUGGAAGAACCAUCAGUAGAGGAGUAUUAUGAUGAGCCUGUUGGGUACCAUUAUGGUGGUCAACCAAAAAUGCAUGCCACAGAAAAAACACUGACUGUCAAAUAUCCACAAACAUUACGUCCACAGCCUAUACCUGUAAUUACUUCUAAGCCCCCAAUCAAACCAGCACCAGUAGCAGUGAAAAGGAAAGCUCCAUCACAGGGACCACUCAAAUUUGCUAGUUCAGGUCCACUUAAGUUAGCUAGUGGACCUUUAAAGUUUGCUAAAAGUACCAUGGUAGCAGAUAUGGUUGAUGUUAUUAAGAAACCUAAGUUAAUUAAACAGGAAAUAAGAACAGCUGUAAGUGCAGACCAGGUACCAGAUUUAGCCCAAUCAUUAGGAGGAUUACAAGGAUAUAAGAUUUCCAUUACUAACCUCCAUCCUGUUGUCAGUCAAGAUGACAUUGUUGAAUUAUUUGGUGCAGUAGGAGCUAUGAAGAGAGCCAGACUUAUUAAGGAAGGUAUAGGAGAAGUUAUGUAUGUACAGAAAGAGGAUGCUACCAAAGCCAUACAGAAAUACCAUAACAGAGAGUUAGAUGGUAUUCCAAUGCAGGUAAAAUUAGCAGUUGUAAAACAAACUCCUGCCCCUAAACCAGUGAUAACUACAGCACCUACUGAUGACACACCCCCUUCAGCUAAAGCUGAACCACUCAAGUUAUUUAAGGGAACAAACAAGAAAGUCCAAGAAUCAGACAUAGAGACAGGCACCUUACACAGAGCAUUGUUUAAAACUGGGGUUACACAGCCUUCAAAACUUGUUACUUUUACUGUCAAAAUAUGAACAAAAUCAUCAUCUCAUUAUUAUUAUUCAUUUGUUUUAAUCAUAAUUCUGAAAGGGAAGAGGGUGUAUACUAUUAUUUUGGUAGGGAAUGGAGUUUGAGUAGUUUGAAAGUAUUUAAAUUAGCAGGAAAACAAUUUCAUCUGAUUUAUAAGUACUAAUUUCUGGUGUGCUUGAAUUUAUAUUUUGGUGGCACAAAAUGAAGUAUCCACGAAAAAAUACAAAAAAAAUAAAAUAAAUGAAUCUACAUUAACUUCUGUUUCUUAAGUGAUCUGUUGUCAUUUGGAGAAACCUUAAAAAUUCCCUACAUACAAUAUAUAUAAAUACAGUGAACUGAUUUUACAGUAUAAAAGAAAAACAAUACCCUAUAACUAUGUAGAGUUUGUUUUAGAUCAUUUAUUGGACUAUAAAACUUCAUGGAAAAUUGAUGUUAUUAUGAAUGUUUAGGUUUUGUUGUUUCAAAUUUGCAUGGCUAAUAUCUCGAAAACAGGCAUGGUGACCUAUAUAUUUUUUUGCUCUUUGGAUUCCUUCAUUAAUACCCUAUCCUAACUAGUCUUUUGAAAAUUUAAUAACAUUAAAACUGAAAAGCGAACUCUCUUAAAAGAAUACUAAAUUUGUUUUAGUUUUAUAUUUGAAAUUGAGGAGAAGUAGGUCAAAUAUAAAUUAAGAAUAUGACAUUAGCUAUGGUUAAGAGAUAAGUCAAUAAAAAGUAUCAUUUAUUCAUAUCCAUUGAGAUGAAAUCCAGAAAUUCAAAGAAUGAUAAAAGUAGCAACAAAGGCCAAGUCUAGAUAUAUAAUAUGUUUAUUAAUGAAUAUAAUCUACUUAUGAAGUUAACCAGAAAGAGAUUUCUGAUACACAAGUAUAUUUACCAUUGAACGUUAGGCUUAUAUAUGUGCCAUGCAUGCACCAUCUACAUCAAGUUUUCUCAUAUCAUAACAUGUGUACAAAGUCAUCACAUGUGUUUUAUUCCAUAACAUGUGUACAAAGUCAUCACAUGUGUUUUAUUUCAUAAUAUGUGUAUUGUGACAUUACAUGUGUAUGUUUUUUUAUUGUGAUCUUAUGACAAACAUGUAUGAUGAUAAAUUUGAUUUGUGAAUUUUAAAUCUCUUUACAUCAUCCAGAUCACCAACUUUGGACAUACAUUCUACAUAAUCCCCACUUCAUCAGUGUAUGUACAUCAUAAUUUCAUCUUUGUAUAGUAUCAUUCAAACACAAUUAUAAAAAGGUAAUUAUUUGUGAAACAAUCAAUUUAUUUGGUGACAGUACAAUUUGAAUUAACACCAGGGUUGCGUUCAAUAUCUUAACGGCUACAUAGGGCUACAUUGGGCUACAUAAAUAUUCAUAGCAGCUAGGCUAGCUACUCGUUCAAUAGUCAUAAAUCUACGUAGCACUAUGUAGCCACUAAGAUAUUUAACAAGUAUUAUAAUUCAGACAAUUCAGUUGUGUGAUAAAGGUUUAAUGAAAAGCUGAAAAGUUAUUAAUAAAUUUCUUAAACAUUUGUUCUGUAGAGGAAGUUUCAAUUUGACAGGAAGCAAUUUGAAUAUUAUUAUUUGGUUAUGUCAUUCAUUUAUGUAUAAGUGUAUGUAUUUACUUUUGAACAGUGCUGUGAUUAUAGCUAACCUUGCAGAUAGGCUAGGUGAGAUGUAGUUAUUAUUUCAUUGAACUUUAGAAAUGUCAUUUCACUUUCCCUAAAAACACACCUUUGAAAGAAACUUGGUAGCAGAUGAGUAUCUAUGUUUUACUUAAUUCCAGUCGAAUUAAAAUAAGACA
Molecule: messenger RNA, 3521 nt
Organism: Mytilus trossulus (common blue mussel)
Lineage: Eukaryota; Metazoa; Mollusca; Bivalvia; Mytilida; Mytilidae
Exons: 10
Coding region: 30-1754 (574 amino acids)
Biological process (GO): poly(A)+ mRNA export from nucleus
Cellular component (GO): nucleus; nuclear speck
Molecular function (GO): mRNA binding
Source: RefSeq, a predicted model, not a curated record